Physcomitrium patens is the source of this 2706-nucleotide messenger RNA. RefSeq names its product zinc finger protein CONSTANS-LIKE 6. Gene Ontology annotation, molecular function: protein binding; zinc ion binding. Gene Ontology annotation, cellular component: nucleus. Lineage: Eukaryota; Viridiplantae; Streptophyta; Bryopsida; Funariales; Funariaceae. Gene Ontology annotation, biological process: regulation of DNA-templated transcription. The record is from RefSeq and is a predicted model, not a curated record.
AUAUGCAUUUUUAGAGACAUGAUGUCACUGCCUACUGUCGCUACUUGGCCGAGUUGAAGCUUUUCGCCUUCCCUUGUCGAUGAUUCUAGUCUGUAUCAAGUUUUUUCCCCACUACCUUACUGUCAUGUAUCUGCCCACACAUGAAGCACCAGGAGUUCCAGCUCAAAAUGGCUUUUCAUUGCUUCGAUUGAGCUGAUUCAGGCUUUGAAGCAGUCAGAGCAGUCAAAGGUUGGGGGAUGCUGUAGUUUUUGCACUACGAUUGUUUUGCUUGGGUAGAAUUUUCGAUAGCGAGCGAGAGAUAGAUUGAGAGAGAGAGAGAGGUUAUAGAGUGUUAAGUUGCAGGAGGUUUGUGGUUAGGAGACGGUGCUUGCUUGCGCUGGGUAGUGGAACCUGUGGUCAGCUUUAGUAUCGUUUCGACCACACUGACGCAUGUUCAUUUGAAGUUAUAUUCCUGUUGUGCUACACCGGCUUGCUCGAGACCUGUAUCAUGAGGAAAUUACGAAGGAAGAGCAUGCGUAGAAUUUCUUUUAUAAUCGAACUUGUAACGAAGGGUUUGUGGUCGUGAUUUUGGUGACUGAAGAACUAAUCCUUGGAAGAGUGGCAGUUGCAUGAAACUUGGGUAGUUGGCAGGAGUGGUGUAAGUGUACAUUAUUUUGGAGACGAUGGCAGGAGGCGGAGGAAUCAAGGGUGCUGUUAACAACAACGUCGCCACUGCAAUGGCGAUCGCAGGACGCGAUUCCAGAGCAUGCGACGUGUGCGGCUUGCACCGGGCGCGCUGGUACUGCAGUGUAGACAAUGCGCAUCUGUGCCGCCGGUGCGAUCAGAAUGUACAUUCAGCCAACGCCCUCGCUUUGCACCACGAGCGAGUGCGGCUGGAUCUGCAGGGCAACGCCUUGCACACUCCGAGGAAGGCUCUGAAGGGUAAUACUUCCGCACCCCAAAAUUCUCUCAAGAGUGCGGCGCAGAUGGAUCACGCUGCACCCUCACGCAAGAGCUUUCGUCAAAGUCGGCGUCCAAACACUGAUGCGUCGCCUCCUAACUCUCAUAAGAUCAACCGUCGUGGAAAAGAGAAAUCUGAUAGCUCGCACGAGGUGCCCAACUUCGUGACUGUGAAUAUACAUGAGUCCCCGUUUUCCUUCACCCACGACAGCGCCACGGCCAUGUCCAUUGCGGAGUAUUGCAAGGGCCGAGCUGCCGCCGCUGCUGCUAUGGCCGCGGAUGUGGACACAAAUGAGGAGCUCAGCAGUGGAGACUCUGACCAGUAUUUGGUGCCGAAUGGCUACUUGGACGAUUUCGAAAGUGCUACUGUUCCAACUCCGGGAUGUCGACAACAGGGAUGCGAUCCUUCUGACGAUGCGGCUUCUAAUGACGCGCUUGACGAUGGAGAAGGCAAAGACCAAUACGAUAGUGGUGCUUUCGAUCAAACUAACGGCUUGGAGUUCAAGAGGGGAAGCGAUCAGGACCGGAUCAACGAGAAGUAUCGCUUGGGUUUUUCGGAAGUCGUUGGUAUGCGGGAUGCGGAUGACUUUGAGGGAGAAAGUGGGUACACCGAGGGCGAGGGCGAAGUCGAAGAUGAGGCUUACGACCAGAGCUGUGCCUAUGGUGACCCCGAGAGGCAGCGGGUGAGUCCGUUUGUGAAAGAUUUGAAGAGCGAAUACGACGUGCUGGACAGAUUAGAUUUGAUCAAGAGAGAGGUAGCUGCCGUAUUGCGGUGCUCCCUGGAAGCUCAAGAAAAGAAAUCGGCUCCGCCGCCGUUACUAAGACUGAACUUCGACGACGUAUUGUCAGCGUGGUCGGAUCGCAGUCUCUGGACAGAUGGGAGGAGGCCCCAAACUGUGCCGGACGACUCCUCCGAAGCUGUGGGAGGAACGGACGUAGGUUUGGUGCCAGAUAUUAAUACUCAAUACGCUCAAGGAGCAACACUAGCAGCCGGCGACAAAGGAAGAGAGUUCCGUGUGAUGCGUUACAAGGAAAAACGGCGAACUCGCCUCUUCUCCAAAAAGAUUCGUUACGAAGUGCGCAAGCUCAACGCUGAGCGCCGCCCUCGCAUGAAGGGCCGAUUCGUCAAGCAAACACCAGGUGGCUCAUGACAAAACGUCGUUCCUACAUGAGGUGAUACAGAUUGUGUGACGACUACCUCAAGCAUUAACCAAAAUGAGAGCACUUCUAGCUUAAUGCUGGACGUGAAUGGGACCCCUGCAAACAAUCCAAGCUCGCCUACUAGACAAAAAUAUAGCUGGUUGAUUAAGCUAUUUUUCAAGUGGUGCACACCCUCAGCACCGUCCAUAUUUAUAUCAUGAGGAGGAUCUAGAUCGUUCCAAUUUUCCGACCUGCUAGUAGGAAGUUUUGAUUCUAAGAGCAUGGAUCCAAGCAGGCGAUGGAGUAGUAGUUUUUCUAGUGAUAUGGCUGGUGAUGUGUAAUACACCAGGUUCCAGCCCAGUAGGUAAAGAAAGAGCUGUAUACAAAAGCUGUUAUACAUCAUGAGGUGGUGGGUCACAAUCUUUUCUUUUCUGCUUUCAGUCUCACUGUAGUUGCUAGCCCUAACUGCUCAUUGGCCUCUCUGAGAAGACGCAUUUUUUAAUGCUAAGGGUCGGUUAUUUCACUCUGUGAGUAAUCAUAUAAUGUAGGGUUUAGAUUCACCUGCAACGCCAAAACUAACCUUUGUAAUUUGUUCCAAAACACUUAUGUGAACUGCUUUUAAUGCUC